UGUCUAUCGAAAAAACUAUCGCUAAAGUGCCGUCACUAAACAAAGCGUAGAAAUUUUUUUAAUAGUUUAUAGAAUAAAAAAUGACCGCAUCCGUAGAAUUAAGCUCGUAUCGCGAUCAGCACUUCAAGGGCUCUCGUUCGGAGCAAGAAAGGUCGCUCCGCGACUCGUGUACACUUUAUGUGGGAAAUCUCAGCUUCUACACGACGGAGGAGCAGAUCCACGAGCUCUUCUCCCGCUGCGGCGAUGUCCGGGUGAUUGUCAUGGGUCUGGACAAGUACAAGAAGACGCCCUGCGGCUUCUGUUUCGUGGAGUACUACAUUAGAUCCGAGGCGGAAGCGGCCAUGAGAUUCGUGAAUGGCACCCGCUUGGACGAUCGACUGAUUCGUGUGGACUGGGACGCCGGCUUCAUCGAGGGCAGGCAAUAUGGACGCGGCAAGACUGGCGGCCAGGUGCGCGAUGAAUAUCGCACGGAUUACGACGCCGGACGAGGUGGUUACGGCAAGCUGUUGUCCCAGAAGAUCGCACCCAACACCGAUAACCGCUAGCCCUAAGAUAAGAUUAACGACUAAGCCCUCACAACUAGAUAUUAAAUGCAUUAAACACCUAGACAUAACAUCUCUAAUCGCAUA
Molecule: messenger RNA, 629 nt
Organism: Drosophila takahashii
Lineage: Eukaryota; Metazoa; Arthropoda; Insecta; Diptera; Drosophilidae
Gene: Cbp20
Product: cap binding protein 20
Biological process (GO): mRNA cis splicing, via spliceosome
Cellular component (GO): nuclear cap binding complex
Molecular function (GO): RNA cap binding
Source: RefSeq, a predicted model, not a curated record